Molecule: messenger RNA, 2010 nt
Organism: Cynoglossus semilaevis (tongue sole)
Lineage: Eukaryota; Metazoa; Chordata; Actinopteri; Pleuronectiformes; Cynoglossidae
Gene: fndc4a
Product: fibronectin type III domain containing 4a
Exons: 6
Coding region: 650-1312 (220 amino acids)
Cellular component (GO): plasma membrane; extracellular region
Molecular function (GO): protein binding
Source: RefSeq, a predicted model, not a curated record
UAACACGUGGAGCAUUGGCGGUUAUGCUGUAUGCAGUUCGUCCACUUGAUUCGAAACCUGAGAGUCUGACUGGCUGGGUGUGGGGGUGUUGUAAGGAGGGGGAGGAGAAGGAGAAACAAGGCGGUAUAUGAGGAUUGGAGACAGAUUCAGAUGGAAAGCUGAAAACGCACGCACACGCACACACGGAGGCUGAGAAACUUGGUGCGCUGUCCAUGGUGCUGAACCUCCGUCUUCCGUCCCCUCUGCCUGCGGGGGGACAGACGUCUCUCCUGUCCGUGAACGUCAUCUUUCCUCACCAACCUGUUCGUACCUGAAGACACCGAUGUGAAUCCGUGAUGAUGGAAGUCCACCAGCUCAGCUGCUCCCACAUCGUUCUGUCUGCGCAGGGACGAGGACAGAGAGACUGGUGACGGAUACAAAGCUCAAACAAAGACGUCUGGGCUUCGCAAAAUGUUGGUCAAGAUACAUUUUGUUUGCUUCACACUUUCACUGUUUCACCUGUUUCCAGGGCUCGGCAGCUCGGGGAGAUUUUAAACCAGUGGCCGUUAAGACAUUUGUUUAUUCCUGGAAGGAAUUUAAGGAAACAUGUUGUAAGUGACCUGCGAUUUCGUUUGCUCAACCCGAGAAAAACAACGACAUCCUGAGAGACAUGGCUCGUCUGAUUCUUUUGCUCAACUCCGUGUUCCUGUUGCUUUUCGGCAGCGACAUUUUCUUGGUGGCAGCAAACCGGCCACCAACUCCCGUCAAUGUGUCCGUCAUGCAUCUGCGAGCCGACUCAGCAACUGUGUCCUGGGACGUUCCAGAGGGAGACAUCAUCAUCGGCUUCUCCAUUUCACAACAGAAACAGGACGGACACAUGCAGCGAUUCAUCCGUGAGGUCAACACCACCAGUCGCUCCUGUGUCCUCUGGGACCUGGAGGAGGAGACGGACUACAUCAUUCAGGUCCAGUCCAUUGGCCUGUACGGAGAGAGUCAAGCCAGCAAGAAGGUCCAUUUUAGGACCCUCAAGAAAACUGACCGCUUUCCCUCCAACAGCUCCAACCAAGAUGAUCCCACCGUCCAAGGUCUGGACAAGUCCCGACAUCUACAAACAGGAGAGAUGAUCAUUAUCGUGGUGGUCUUGGUCAUGUGGGCAGCUGUUAUUGCCCUGUUCUGCCGGCAGUAUGACAUCAUAAAGGACAACGACUCCAGCAACAAUAAGGAGAAGGCCAAGCCGUCGUCCGAGAGGAGCACGCCGGAGCAUCAGAGCGGAGGCCUGCUGAGGAGCAAGUUUCAUCCUUCAGUGCCAUCGAUCAACAUCAUCGAGGUUUGAGGAGAGCGUCACCCAGUGAAAUUCUAGAUUCCUGUGCCGACAACUUGUUCUCCAACUUCUUACGGAGGAGCAGGAAAGACAGUUGGUGGAGACGGUCUGCCGAGGACACACCUGCAUGUACGCACCUUACGUAGAAUGAGAUCCACUCAGAGAGCCUUUCUGCAUCCUUAGACCAAUCUACACAAGCUAAAACUGACACACGGUAGAUACCAAAAAUAACUGCAACGUAGUGAAUAAUCUUAGAGGUGAAGUAACACUGACGUCUUUACUGAGGAGUUAGUAAUGACUGCAAUACAAAACACACUACAAAACCUCAUCACAUCUGGGAGGAAUGAGUGUCUGACUUUAAAAGAAACACACUGUAUUUUUGAUAUGGCAUGAGCAUCGAGACACCACCGUCACCUCUGUACAUAACAACAUGCUCACCACUGCAGAACACGCAGUAUCUGCUGACAGCAGGUUUUUAAUCGUGAGUGAAACUAGUUUCAGGAUUAGAACAAAACAUUUACAUCUGUUUGUUUUUUUUCUUCCUAAAAACAUUGUAUUUUCCAACGGUCAACACACAUCUGUCAUGACCUGACCCAUUCCCAUCAUCUACUAAACAUAGAUGCAUGCAGGUUAUUUGUCUAUAGAAUAGCACUUGAUGUGAGCUCACAGUUAGACGACAAAACCUGACGAAUAAAAACGAUUGCUGUUCU